UUUGCGUACUUCAGUCGAAUGUGUCGUUCAUUGAGCAUACAUUCAUUUUGGUUUUUGCGCUUAUUUGUGGUUUACUGACUGAGAGUGUAGUGAUUGGGUGGCUGUUUGGUGUAAACGGGAGUUGAAUGCAAGCAACUGUAAUGUGUGAAUUGAGGGUGUAGGAAGAAAGUUAUUUUUAUAAGCGAGACACAGCGAGGGUUUUUUUUUAAACAUAAACAAGUGUUUUCACGUAGAGGACGAGGGAGAGAACGCGUGCUUGGGUGCGAGCGCGUUUUUUUCAUUUUUUUUUUGUUUAUUUUCCGUUGCCUUAUUAUUUCUUCUUCAUUGGUUGCACUUAGUGCCUAACAAAAUCUAAUAAGAUGGCCACACAGUUUCCAAUGGAGGCCGCGGAUCUCUUGGAUUUCACCCAAAAGUUGGACAUUGGUCUGUUGGACCGUGUGGUUGUGAGCAUGUACUCUGGAGGUGGAGAGGCGCAAAGGGUCGCACAGAAAGUCCUGACAACCCUUAAAGAACAUCCAGAUGCAUGGACGCGUGUUGACACCAUUCUAGAAUAUUCUUCUAAUCAACAAACUAAGUACUACGCGCUGCAGAUCCUCGAGCAGGUUAUCAAGACUAGGUGGAAAGUGUUACCCCGCAACCAGUGCGAGGGUAUCAAGAAGUACAUCGUUGCACUGAUAAUCAAGACCAGCUCCGAUCAUCAUACUCUCGAAGCGAACAAAACAUAUUUGAACAAACUGAAUAUGAUUCUGGUACAGGUUCUGAAGAGGGAAUGGCCUAAGAAUUGGGAAACUUUUAUCCCAGAUAUUGUGGGCGCCAGCAAAACCAACGAGUCCCUCUGUCAGAAUAACAUGAUCAUUCUGCAGCUUCUUAGCGAGGAACUGUUUGAUUUCUCCUCGGGUCAGGUUACCCAAGCCAAAGCAAAACACCUCAAGGAUAAUAUGUGCCAGGAGUUCUCGGCAAUUUUCCAUCUAUGCCAGUUCGUCCUAGAGAACUCCCAGAAUCCACCGCUGGUGAAUGUUACACUUGAGACACUACUCAGAUUCUUAAAUUGGAUUCCGCUUGGCUAUAUUUUUGAGACGAAGCUGGUCGAAACAUUGAUCAGCAAGUUCUUGCCGGUGCCUAUGUUCAGGAACGUCACAUUGAAAUGCCUAACCGACAUCGCUGUCCUCAGCGUAAGCAACUAUGAUAGCAUCUUCAUAGAUCUCUUCAAUGAGACAAUGAAGCAACUUGAGAUCAUGUUGCCGCUGCAAACCGAUAUUCGUCAUGCGUAUUCGUGUGGUUCAGACCAGGAGCAGAAUUUCAUCCAGAAUCUCGCGAUGUUCCUUUGCACUUUCCUGAAGGAACAUGGAAACCUGGCUGAAAAGAAUCCAGUUUCACAUCGGAACAGUCUACACUAUCUACUAUUAAUAUCCGAGGUCGAUGAAGUGGAGAUUUUCAAGAUUUGCUUAGAGUAUUGGAAUGCAUUGACAUCGGAAUUAUAUAAGGAUGGCUCUUACAUUCCUGGACCGUCCCUAUACAUCUCUGCAAGGCUCGGAGUGUACAAUGAGGUUUUACAAAAAGUACGAUACAUUAUGAUCUCCAGAAUGGCGAAGCCAGAGGAAGUAUUGGUUGUGGAGAAUGACAAUGGCGAGGUUGUCCGCGAAUUUAUGAAAGACACUGAUGCUAUAAACCUUUAUAGAAACAUGCGUGAGACCCUCGUCUACUUGACGCAUUUGGACGCCGUGGACACCGAAGCCAUAAUGACGGAAAAGUUGCAGAAGCAGGUGAACGGUGCGGAAUGGUCCUGGAAAAAUCUGAACACACUCUGUUGGGCCAUCGGAAGUAUAUCCGGUGCGAUGCAGGAAGAAGACGAGAAGAGAUUUUUGGUAACUGUGAUUAAGGAGCUGCUUGGACUUUGCGAACAGAAGCGUGGAAAAGACAAUAAAGCUAUAAUUGCUUCGAACAUUAUGUACGUUGUUGGCCAGUAUCCGCGCUUCCUUAGGGCUCAUUGGAAGUUCUUGAAGACUGUCGUCAAUAAGUUGUUCGAAUUCAUGCACGAGACCCACGAUGGUGUACAAGACAUGGCCUGCGAUACGUUCAUCAAGAUCGCACAGAAAUGUCGGCGUCAUUUUGUAUCUUUGCAGAGUGGAGAAUCGACGCCCUUCAUUGACGAAAUUUUGACGUCGAUAUCAUCUAUCAUCGGCGAUCUUGAGACUCAGCAGGUUCAUACGUUUUACGAAGCUGUUGGUUACAUGAUUGCGGCACAGGUGGAUUCCACAGUGCAAGAGAAUUUGGUCGAGAAAUACAUGUCGCUACCAAAUCAAGUAUGGGAUGACAUCAUAAGUCAGGCGAGUAAAAAUGUUGAUGUUCUUAAGGAACUUGACAUUGUUAAGCAGUUGGCAAAUAUCCUGAAGACUAAUGUUCGUGCCUGCAAAGCUUUAAAUCAUGCCUAUGUUGUGCAAUUGGGUAGAAUCUACUUGGAUAUGUUGAAUGUCUAUAAAGUGAUGUCCGAAAAUAUAUCGAAUGCAAUCACCUGCAACGGAGUGGUGGUUACCAAGCAGCCUUUGAUUAAGGCAAUGCGAGUGGUGAAGAAGGAAACGCUGAAAUUGAUCGCCGAUUGGAUAAGCACCUCGAACGAUCACAUUAUGGUCAUGCAAAACUUUAUACCGCAUCUCUUGGAUGCAGUACUAUUAGAUUACCAAAGGACAUCGGUGCCUGCAGCUAGGGAACCCGAAGUGCUUAGCGCUAUGGCAACUAUUGUUAAUAAACUAGAGAAUCAUUUAACUUCACAUAUUCCUUCUAUAUUCGAUGCAGUGUUCGAAUGCACUUUGGAUAUGAUUAACAAGGAUUUCGAAGAGUAUCCUGAGCAUAGGACAUAUUUCUUCCUCCUGUUGCAAGCUGUUAACAACCACUGCUUCGCUGCUUUCCUGAGCAUACCACCAGCACAAUUCAAGCUCGUUCUGGACAGUGUAAUCUGGGCAUUCAAGCACACCAUGCGGAACGUUGCCGACACCGGCUUACAGAUCUUGCUGAAGCUUCUGCAGAACAUCGAGUGCAACAAACAGGCCGCGCCCAGCUUCUAUCAGACUUAUCUCACUGACAUACUGCAACACAUCUUCUCAGUGAUGACCGACACUUCGCAUUCCGCCGGUCUAGCCAUGCAUGCUACCAUCCUGGCCUACAUCUUCUCGCUGGUAGAAACUAACAGUCUCCAUUGCCAGUUAGGACCGACGCCCAACAAUGUCAUCUACAUCCAAGAUUUCACCGCGACGCUGCUCAAAUCCGCGUUCCCUCAUCUAACCGAUAACCAGAUCAAGAUCACCGUCCAAGGAAUGUUCAACCUUAACCAGGACGUGUCCGCCUUCAAAGAGCACAUACGUGAUUUCCUCGUCCAGAUUAGGGAGUACACGGGCGAAGACGAUUCCGAUUUGUAUUUGGAAGAGCGCGAGAAGGCGCUGCAGCUGGCGCAAGCGGAGAAACUGAAAGUGCAAAUGUCUGUGCCGGGAAUUUUGAAUCCGCACGAGGUUCCCGAAGAGAUGCAAGACUAGCCCUAAUUUCAAAUACCCAGGGUAACAAGUAUAUUAACGAACUGUAAAUUAGUUUGUUGUUUUUCUUUUUUUAAUUUUUCCCAUUUAAUUACAAUAUAUACAUACAAACAAAACAAACAAAAAAGAGAAAGAAAAUGAAGUUAUGUCUUUCCACUGAAACAUGUUUUCUUGAUGAUUGACAAUUGAAAAUAUUUUGUUACGAAUAGUGUGAUUGUGCUACGAAGAUGAAGAAAAACAAAAAAAAAAAGUAAUGUUUCGUUGUUGUUUCAAUGCUAGACGAGGCACUCUCUGUAAAUGACCUGAAAGCAUCAAAUGCCUUCCUUCGAUCGUAUGUUUGUGAAACACAAUGUAGCUUAUAUCUACAGGGUGUGUCAAUUCUCAUGUAUAUUUAGAAAAGAAGCAAGCUGUGUGUGUCGUUUUUCUUUUGUCGUCUUCUUUUUUUUAUAUAUAUAUAUAAAAUAAUUUAAACGAAAGAACAUGUCUGAGCGAAUCAUCACGUGUACGUGGAAGAGAAAUUGUAAUUUAAGUGAACGAGGAGGAAAAAAAGAGCAAAUAACGAAAGAGAAAUCCCAGUGAGAAAGAUAUAUGGUUCGGAUCUUCAUAUUCAGAACACAUGAUUAUUUUGCAUUUAAUAAUAAUAAUAAUCGAUAACCAAAAUUCUCAAUUAAUUUGUAAAUAAUAAAUUUAAAAAAAAAAUAUAUAUUUAUCACUCUUCUAUGAAACACAUCCAUCCUCCCAUCCCAAACACCAUCCAAACGUGUGUCUCCUUCGACGCCCCCCCCAAUUUCUGUUUAGUUUCUUUCUCUAGACUAA
Nicrophorus vespilloides is the source of this 4340-nucleotide messenger RNA. RefSeq names its product exportin-1. NCBI's taxonomy places the organism in Eukaryota, Metazoa, Arthropoda, Insecta, Coleoptera, Silphidae. Gene Ontology annotation, biological process: ribosomal large subunit export from nucleus; protein export from nucleus; ribosomal small subunit export from nucleus. The record is from RefSeq and is a predicted model, not a curated record. The coding region runs from base 360 to 3527 and encodes 1055 amino acids. The transcript has 7 exons. Gene Ontology annotation, molecular function: small GTPase binding; nuclear export signal receptor activity. Gene Ontology annotation, cellular component: cytoplasm; nucleus.